GGGAUUAAAUGCGGCCUUAAAAAGAGUGCAGUUGUUGAGGAGCAACAGAACCCGCUGAGCGUGGACCAACUCCCUGAGUCCCGGAGUGCCCCCAUACCCCCAUCCCCCUUCCCACACACAAAAGUGCCUUGAGCUUGUCAACAUGCCGAGAGGCUUCCUGGUCAAGAGGAGCAAGCGAGUCAGUCUGGUGUCAUACCGGUCCCGAUGUGCAGAUGAGGGAGAGGAGCGGAACUCUUUGGCGCGUAGGUCGACGCGCACCUGCUGGCCGACGCCGGCGUUGGCCUUGGCGCCGCCGCCGGAGCGUGAGAUCAAAGCCAUCCGGUUCGGCAACCCAGAGGGGGCAUACCAGGCACUCUACAGCCCGACCCGGCCGGCGAGCAGAGAGGAGGAUGCGGAGAGGCACUCGGGUUUGGGUUUGAGGUCUCCCGCGUCAGCUGAGGCGUUCCCCGCGGCGGCGGCGCUCACCGCCCUGGAGCACCUCUUCAACAUGGGCUCCAGCACCGCCACCUCCAAACCCGAGCGCAAAGUCAAACCGGCCGCCAAGAGAGUCAAGAACAUCCGCAAGCUACACUUUGACGACGACGUCACCACCUCACCAGUUCUGGGGCUGAAGAUCCGGGCUGUUCCGGCUGUGGAGCGCCAGGUUCCGGGCGGCCACGACACCGGGGCCCCUCGCGGCGACUUCGUGUGUCAGCUGUGUAGGGAGGCUUACGCCGACCCGCUCGGCCUCGCUCAGCACCGCUGCUCCAGAAUCAUUCGGGUGGAGUACCGCUGCCCCGAGUGCGACAAGGUGUUCAGCUGCCCCGCCAACCUGGCUUCACACCGCCGCUGGCACAAGCCCAAGAUGGAGCAGAAAGGGCGCCCGGAGGAUGCGCCCAGGGACGCACCCAGUCCCGCCUCGUCUGAGUCCGAAGGGGAAGAGCCGCACCAAUGUGGUCAGUGCGCCAAAAAGUUCAAACGUCACGCCUACCUGCGCAAACACAUUGCCGUGCAGCACGCGCCUAUCAAGUUGAGCGUUGCCGCCAGAGGGGGCACCUGUCCGACGUGUGGGGAGGCGUUUGCCAGCGUGGAUGCGCGCGAACGUCACUUCCGACUACUGCACGCAUUCCGCUGCAAACAUUGCCCGGCCGUCCUACACAGCUCGCCCGGACUCACCCGCCACGUGAACCGCUGCCACCCAUCCGAGGACAGGAACGUCAUACUGCUGCAUCUGCCACUGCAGCGCGGUGAGCGAGUGGUUGGCACAUCUGCCUCACAGUUCUGAGGGUCAGGGUUCGAAUCUAGGUCCUUCGUAUGUCAUCUGAGCUUCCCUCUAGAGGAGUGAAUGGGAAAUGCUUGUUUGUCUAUAUGUGACCAAUGCGUUGUUUGUAGUAUGUCCAUAUUUUCCCUGACAUAUAGUAGUGACCAGUCCAUUGUUAGUCUAAAUGUGCCCUGUGAUUGGCCAGCGACCAGUCCAACAUCUACUUCACUUGUCUCACCCAAAUUCCUAAUGAGGACAAACGCUACGGGAAAUGGAUGUAAAUCUCCUUAAAAGGAAAUGUUUAUUUUUACUGUCAUUAGCUUUUAAAGUGUCCUCAGAUUUGAAGGAAAAGCCUUUAAAUCAGAUAAAAUAAUAAUAAUAAUAAUAAUAAUAAUAAAGGGGCCAGUUGUAGGGGUUUCAGUGCCUUUGCCCCGAGAGGACAUUUUGUGUUUGCAGUCCUCAAAAGCUUCUUUUACAUCCCCUUUUCAAAUCUUCAUAUGCUAUUAGCACCCUGAUGUAUUUUUAGCUUUAAUAAUAAUUUCAUAACUAAAAAAAAAAUUUAGUUGAAUAAACAAGCUUUUGGGUCUUUAGCUACCGGAACAAACCAAUUAGCAUAGUCACUAAUGCCUUUGGACUAGAAACUCUGCUGUAAAACUGCCUUAAUACUCUUUUAUUUAUUUUUAAAGUUGGUCUCAAAGCCUUCUGUAUUACCACCACACAUAUAUUUUGGUCCUAUUCAUUUAUUUAUUUAUUUAUGUUUAUAUUUAUUCAACUAAAUAAUUACUAUGUGGUCAAAUGUGUUAAAUAUGUAAUGGAGUGGGAAGGAUGUGUUUACUGUGGCUUUAUAGCAAUCAACCCUGACCUGGAUGCAAUCAUGACUAUUUAUUCUCUUGUGCUUUCUUUCUUUGUGACUGCUAGCUGUUAUUUUGCUUUGGAUGUUUCUGCACUCUUUUGCUAAAUGUCCCAAAAAAAAAAAAAAAAAUGAAUAAAAACCAAACUGACUACAGUUGGUGGUGGUGGUGUUGUUACCCCCUAGAAGCGCAAUCAUCAACUCAUUCACUGCCAGCCUUCCCAAUUAACAUCGAUAUUUGACUUCUAAAGCCGUCAAUGGCAGUGACUGUGUUACCAGCAUUCCAAAGACGGUCAAUGUAGCAUUCCCUGGCUAACAUCAUCCCUAAAUGACUCACUAGUAUUCCUAAGGUAGGCAUUAGCACAUUGCUAAAAAAAAACAGUAAUAGCAUUCCAAUGCUAUAGGAGAAUUUGCUAAAGAGCAGUGUGACGUAAUCAUGUGCAUGCACAUGGAAUUGGUCGGCAGAAACCCCAAACGCUUCCCAUUAUAGGGGUUGAGAAAGAUGCGUCAUGAGCGAGUUUUCGUUGCGAUUUAUCACAGUAAGCAAGUUUGUGCUAGCUGAUGCUGAGCAAAGAUAUGUGGCAUAGUUUCUGAACGACAGUGGCACCGAGAUUGGUUUUACCAUUAAUAAAUACAGCUUCCUUAUCAAUACGAAGUUACGGACAAAUAGGUCCCAAAUACAUCCACCUGGCCUUACCUUAGGCGAUAUUUACAUGCACGAUAAAACAUUUUUAAUAUAGGCCUACACAAAAGAUUUCAAUCAUGAAACCCUACAAGUUUCUUGACGCAUAGCCUACAAAUAAGAGUUAAUCCUUCAGUUGUUGAUUGGAAAAUGUUCAGACGGUGACACGUCUGGAUACGAGACUUGUACCUUGUAGUCCGAUGGGAUAGGCGCCAGCCCACCUAUGACCCUAAUGAUGAUAUGAUGUUCAAUUGUUUCUGAACUGCUAUAGUUGUAGAUUAGAAGAAGAGUUUGCGUAAUCCUGCCGGAAGAAGCCCACAGCUUCACUGGGAUGCCGGAAAAUAUG
Messenger RNA from Phyllopteryx taeniolatus (common seadragon), 3118 nucleotides. RefSeq names its product insulinoma-associated protein 1a-like. Gene Ontology annotation, cellular component: transcription repressor complex; nucleus. Gene Ontology annotation, molecular function: RNA polymerase II cis-regulatory region sequence-specific DNA binding; DNA-binding transcription repressor activity, RNA polymerase II-specific. The record is from RefSeq and is a predicted model, not a curated record. Bases 143 to 1264 code for a protein of 373 amino acids. NCBI's taxonomy places the organism in Eukaryota, Metazoa, Chordata, Actinopteri, Syngnathiformes, Syngnathidae. The transcript has a single exon. Gene Ontology annotation, biological process: neuron differentiation; negative regulation of transcription by RNA polymerase II; regulation of cell cycle process.